Messenger RNA from Zingiber officinale, 2519 nucleotides. Its product is annotated as BTB/POZ domain-containing protein At5g47800-like. NCBI's taxonomy places the organism in Eukaryota, Viridiplantae, Streptophyta, Magnoliopsida, Zingiberales, Zingiberaceae. The record is from RefSeq and is a predicted model, not a curated record. The transcript has 5 exons. Bases 761 to 2383 code for a protein of 540 amino acids.
GAGUGUUGUUUUGUGUGAUGCUAUCCAAACUUGUUAGUAUUACAAUUGUUUCUCUGAGGUUAGAUGGAAUCCAACCCAAAUUUAGUUUUUUUUUUAAUUAUCUAUGUAAAUUUUUUACUUAGCCCACUAAAAUCCACUCCUUCCACCCCAAAGGCCAACCUACCUCAUUAAGUUCAAGCCCCUCCCAAUUCUAUAACUCCUAGUAGUGACUAUCAUGAUGGACUUAGCCACCCAGAUGCAUGCACCCAUGGCUCAUUAGCACAAUGGCAAUCUCAAGUGAUCACCAACAAAGUUGGCACUGUGAUGAUGAAAGUGGUGCUGCAGUGCAAGGGACCAACUUAGUGGAAACUUUAGAAAAGUCUGUAAUGAGAAGAUAUCAUUAUGGACUUUCUUUGCCCAAUUGCUUCAACUUUAGCUGUUGGAGUUUGGUAACUGAUGCAUUUUCACAAGACACAAUUGUUGCUUCAAGGCCCCAUCAUGUUCCCCAUGAUCAAUCUUCUCGAUAUCGAAUACGAAGAGAUUCGGAUCCACAUCGAAAAGAUAUUGAAAAUAUAAAAAGGCAAGGGCCAACAAGAACAACCUCUGUGCCUAAGAACAAAGAAAAUGAUCAUGGGGCCUUGCCUGCCUACUCAAUUCUAUAGCUUGAGUAAACUAUAACUGAACCGCUUUUUCUGCGAAAAAAAUCGUAGCACAUGUCUCCAGCCGCGGCCUGAACUUCUAAGGGAGAGAGAUCGAUCGAUCCAUCCAUCGAUCGGGGAAGAUGAAGUUUAUGAAACUCGGAACAAAGCCAGACACCUUUUACACAGAUGAAGCUGUGAGAUCAGUGCCUUCUGAUGUGCCGACUGACCUGAUUGUUCGCAUCAGCCACACUACUUACCUCUUGCAUAAGUUUCCACUUCUAGUGAAGUGUGGCCUAGUCCAGCUGCUCUGCUCCGACGGCGGAGACAAUGAAGCCGGCGAGGCGACCCCGAUUGCCCUCCACGACAUCCCGGGGGGAGAAGAAGCCUUCGAGCUCUGCGCGAAAUUCUGCUACGGGAUCACCAUCAACCUCAGCGCUCACAACUUUGUGGCGGCCCUCUCCGGCGCCAAGUUCCUGCGGAUGAACGAGUCGGUCGCCAAAGGGAACUUCAUCAGCAAGCUCGAGCUGUUCUUCCACUCCUGCAUCCUGGAAGGGUGGAAGGACUCGAUCCUCACGCUCCAGGCGAUGUGGAGUCACUCCGGCUGGUCGGACGAUCACAGAAUUGUGCAACCUUGCAUGGAUUCGAUCAUCGAAAAGAUCCUCAUUCAUCCAUCACAGGUUUCAUGGUCUUAUACUUAUACGAGGCCUGGCUACAACAAGAAGAAGCAGAAGCACGCCGUCCCUAAGGAUUGGUGGACUGAAGAUGUGUCCGAUCUCGAUCUCGAGCUCUUUCGAUCGAUCAUUUCGACAGUCAAAUCCACCAAGAAACUCCCCUCUGCGCUGAUUGGGGAAGCACUGCAUGUCUAUUCGUGCAAGCACAUGCCGAGCCCGCUGGAGUUGCAGAAGCAUGCGCAGAGCUCGGUGAAUCAGAGCAGCGAGCUGGGGAUGAGCAAGCACCGACAAGUCCUGGAGGCCAUCGUGAGCAUGAUCCCGGCCGAGUCGAGGGCGGUUUCCGGCAGUUUCUUGCUGAGGCUGCUGGAGAUCGCCGGCCAUGUGAGAGCCUCGUCGUCCACCAGAGCCGAGCUGGUGAGGCGAUCGGGACAGCAGCUGGAUGAGGUCGCGGCGAGUGAUCUUCUGAUUUCGGAUAUCGGCAUGGUGGAGGCGGUGCUGGAGAGCUUCCUCCUGCAACUCUGUCAGUCGGUGCCGAGAGAAGAGACGGAGAGAGUCGUCGCCUCCAUGGCCAAGGUGGGAAGGACCUUCGAUUCGUACCUGCAGAUCAUCGCCGGCGACGGUGCUUUGCCGGUUUCCAAGUUCAUUGAGCUCGCAGGGUCGUUGCCUGACAUGGCGCGAACAGAGCACGAUGGACUAUAUCAAGCUAUCGACAUUUUCCUGAGAGAACACCCGGAGUUAAGCAAGGCAGAGAAGAAGAGGCUCUGCAGGAUGAUCGAGUGCCGGAAAUUGUCAGCCGAAGCUCGCUUAGAUGCCAUCGGCAAUGACCAGCUGCCACUGCGCACCAUCGUGCAGCUUCUCUUCAUAGAUCAAGAAACGAAUGGCGGUGUCGGUGCCGGAGCCGGUGCCGGUGCUAAUCAAGAAGUAUCAGUUGCCAAGGUAGCUGCAGCUCAGGACGAGGAGAAGAGGUCUAGAAACAGAGCUGAAACUCGGCACCAUCACCGAGAGCCUGCUUUAGCUACGCGAGCAGAGAGAACGAGGGUGGUGCCAUCGCCAUCCGAACCUACAAGAACAAUUAAACAUGUUCAGAGUUGAAAUGGAAGAUCGAAGAAGAAUGAAAUGUCUCAUCGUUGUUCUGCGUUAAAUGAUGAUUUAUUGGUAUUUAAGAAGAAGUAUUCAUGAUUCUUUUUUUUCAGUGGAAUUCGACUAAGUUUAGUUUCCUACUGUUCAA